Molecule: messenger RNA, 3117 nt
Organism: Rhinopithecus roxellana (golden snub-nosed monkey)
Lineage: Eukaryota; Metazoa; Chordata; Mammalia; Primates; Cercopithecidae
Product: zinc finger protein 761-like
Exons: 4
Coding region: 128-3088 (986 amino acids)
Biological process (GO): negative regulation of transcription by RNA polymerase II
Molecular function (GO): DNA-binding transcription repressor activity, RNA polymerase II-specific
Source: RefSeq, a predicted model, not a curated record
GAUUCGCGCAGACCAGGAAGCGGAUCGUGUGGAGUGACGGUUCCAACGCGGCGCGAUUGACUUCUAAACACUCUUGAUAUAUGAGGAAGAAACCCAGAAGAGGAAGAGGAAAGCAGAGGAGUCAGGGAUGGCUCUUUCUCAGGGUCUAUUGACAUUCAGGGAUGUGGCCAUAGAAUUCUCUCAGGAGGAGUGGAAAUGCCUGGACCCUGCUCAGAGGACUCUAUACAGGGCCGUGAUGUUGGAGAAUUAUAGGAACCUGGUCUCCCUGGCUAUUUCUUCCAAAUGCAUGACGAAGGAGUUCUCAUCAGCAGUGCAAGGCAAUAGAGAAGUGCUCCACACAGGGACUUUGCAAAGACAUGAAAGUCAUCACAUUGGAGAUUUUUGCUUCCACAAUAUUGAAAAAGAUAUUCAUAACUUUGAGUUUCAGUGGCAAGAAGAUGAAAGAAAUGGCCAUGAAGCACCCAUGACAAAAAUCAAAAACUUGACAGGUAGUACAGACCCAUAUGAUCAUAGUCAUGCUGGAAACAAACCUAUUAAAGAUCAGUUUGGAUUAAGCUUCCAUUCACAUCUGCCUGAACUGCACAUAUUUCACACCAAAGGGAAAAUUGAUAAUCAAGUUGAGAAGUCUAUCAACGAUGCUUCCUCAUGUUCAACAGCCCAAAGAAUUUCUUGUAGGCCCAAAACUGAUAUAUUUAAUAACUAUGGGAAUGAUUUCCUGAAUUCUUCAUUACUCACACAAAAACAGGAAGUACACAUGACAGAAAAAUCUUUCGAAUAUAAUGAGAGUGGCAAAGCCUUUAAUUAUAGCUCACUCUUAAGGAAACAUCAGAUAAUCUAUUUAGGACAGAAACAAUAUAAAUGUGAUGUAUGUGGCAAGGUCUUUAAUCAGAAGCAAUACCUUGCAGGCCAUCAUAGAUGUCACACUGGUGAGAAACCUUACAGGUGUAAUGAGUGUGGCAAGACCUUCAGUCAGACGUAUUCCCUUACAUGCCAUCGUAGAUUUCAUACUGUUGAGAAACCUUACCAAUGUGAGGAAUGUGACAAAGCAUUCAGUUUCAAAUCAAUCCUUGAAAGACAUAGGAGAAUUCAUAGUGCAGAGAAACCAUACAAGUGUAAUGAGUGUGGCAAGACCUUCAGUCAGGAGUUAACCCUUACAUACCAUCGUAGACUUCAUACUGGAGAGAAACUUUACAGAUGUGAAGACUGUCACAAAGCUUUCUGUUUCAAAUCAAACUUUGAAACACAUAGGAGAAGUCAUACUGGAGAGAAACCAUACAAAUGUAAUGAGUGCGACAAGACCUUCAGUUCGAAGUCAUACCUUACAUGCCAUCGUAGACUUCAUACUGGAGAGAAACCUUACAAGUGUAAUGAGUGUGGGAAGACCUUUAGUCAGAAGUCAUCCCUUACAUGGCAUCGUAGACGUCAUACUGGAGAGAAACUUUACAAGUGCAAUGAGUGUGGCAAGACCUUCAGUCAGCAGUUAACCCUUAAAUGCCAUCGUAGACUUCAUAGUAGAGGGAAACCUUACAAAUGUGAAGAAUGUGACAAAGCUUACAGUUUCAAAUCAAACCUUGAAAUACAUCGGAAAAUUCACACUGAAGAGAAUCUUUACAAGUGUACUGAGUGUGGCAAGACCUUCAGCCGGAUAUCAUCCCUUACAUGGCAUCGUAGACUUCAUACUGGAGAGAAACCUUACAAAUGUGAAGAAUGUGACAAAGCUUUCAGUUUGAAAUCAAACCUUGAAAGACAUAGGAGAAUCCAUACUGGAGAGAAACUGUACAAGUGUAAGGAGUGUGGCAAGACCUUUAGUCAGAAGUCCUCCCUUAUAUGCCAUCGUAGACUUCAUCCUGAAAAGAAACCUUACAAAUGUGAAGGAUGUGACAAAGCCUUCAGUUUCAAAUCAAAGCUUGAAAGACAUAGGAGAAUUCACACUGGAGAGAAACCGUACAAGUGUAAUGAGUGUGGCAAGACCUUUAGUCGGAAGUCAUCCCUUACAUACCAUCGUAGACUUCACACUGGAGAGAAACCUUACAAAUGUGAAGAAUGUGACAAAGCUUUUGGUAGGAAAUCAAACCUUGAAAGACAUAGAAGAAUCCAUACUGGACAGAAACCGUACAACUGUAAUGAAUGUGGCAAGACCUUUAUUCAGAAGUCAUCCCUUAUAUGCCAUCGUACACUUCAUACUGGAGAGAAACCUUACAAGUGUAAUGAGUGUGACAAGACCUUCCGUCACAAGUCAUCCCUCACGUGCCAUCGUAGACUUCAUACUGGAGAGAAACCUUGCAAGUGUAAUGAGGGUGGCAAGACCUUCAAUCAACAGUUAACCCUUAAAUGCCAUUGUAGACUUCAUAGUGGAGAGAAACCUUACAAAUGUGAAGAAUGUGACAAAGCUUACAGUUUCAAAUCAAACCUUGAAAUACAUCGGAAAAGUCAUACUGGAGAGAAUCUUUGCAAGUGUAAUGAGUGUGGCAAGACCUUUAGCCGGACGUCAUCCCUUACAUACCAUCGUAGAGUUCACACUGGAGAGAAACCUUACAAAUGUGAAGAAUGUGACAAAACUUUCCGUUUCAAAUCAAGCCUUGUAAUACAUAGGGGAAUUCAUACUGGAGAGAAACUGUACAAGUGUAAUGAGUGUGGCAAGACCUUUAGUCAGAAGUCAUACCUUAGACGCCAUCAUAGUCUUCAUACUGGAGAGAAACCUUACAAGUGUAAUGAGUGUGGCAAGACGUUUAAUCAGAAGUCAUACCUUGCAUACCAUCGUAGACUUCAUACUGGCGAGAAACCUUACAAGUGUAAUGACUGUGGCAAGACCUUUGGUCAGAAGUCACACCUUACAUGCCAUCGUAGACUUCAUACUGGAGAGAAACCUUACAAGUGUAAUGAGUGUGGUAAGACGUUUAGUCGGAAGUCAUACCUUACACGCCAUUGUAGACUUCAUACUGGAGAGAAACCUUACAAAUGUAAUGAGUGUGGCAAAGCUUUUCAUGGGCAGUCAGCACUUUACAAAUGUAGUGAUUGUCACCACGUCUUCAGUAAUGCUACAACUAUUGCAAAUCAUUGGAGAAUCCAUAAUGAAGAGAGAUCUUAGAAGUGUGAUAAAACUGGCAAACUUUUCAG